This is a messenger RNA of Symsagittifera roscoffensis, 1098 nucleotides long. Its product is annotated as putative transmembrane ascorbate-dependent reductase CYB561 homolog. Lineage: Eukaryota; Metazoa; Xenacoelomorpha; Acoela; Convolutidae. The coding region runs from base 238 to 1014 and encodes 258 amino acids. The transcript has 3 exons. The record is from RefSeq and is a predicted model, not a curated record. Gene Ontology annotation, molecular function: oxidoreductase activity.
AUUCAUUGAAGUUGACAGAGUUUAAUUUGAGCUAUCUAAAAUCACAUUCACUUUUCUGUUUCCAACCUCGCUCUUAAAUCAAUUUAAACAAAAAAAAAUUAAUUCUUCAGAGAAAUCCGAUAUAUUUGGUAGUGCAUAACCAGCGCACGAACAAGGCAAUUGCGGAUACACAAAUGAUUUUUUGUCUUUCGAACAUUUUUACAACUUUUUCGGCAAGAAAGCAAAACGCGCAAGGCCAUGCCUGAGCAAAGAAACGACAUGACAUCAGCAGAAACUUUUGUGGGGGGCAAUCGAUUGAUGAUAGUUUUGGUUAUACUGGCUGAAGUUUGCGGUAUCAUCAGUUUGGUCCUACUCGUCGACUGGUUGAACGAGUACUACGAGGGAUAUUCAUUCGAUAAAGAUGACUCAGCUCUCUUCUCCUAUCAUCCCAUCUUCAUGUAUAUUGGCAUGAUCUUUCUCUUCGGCAACUCAAAUAUAGUUUUCAGAUUCACCAGGACAAUCCAGAUUCCGAAACUGAUUGUCAAGCUAUUGCACGGAUUUGUCCAUGCUCUUGCAAUCCUCUUCAUCUGUCUGGGGACCUACACUGUGGCACGGAGGAAGAUUGUUUUCGGCAACAACCCCAUGUACAGCUCCCACUCCUGGUACGGGGCAGCCACCAUCGCCCUAUUUUUCAUCCAGUACGCAUUUGGAGUGGUCGCAUUUGUCACACCGGUGCUCUCUGAAAGUGUGAAGGCAAAAAUGUUGCCAUUGCACCGAUUUCUGGGAGCAGCUACCUUCAUCUUGGCUUUUGUAACAGUCAUGACUGGCCUCACGCGCAUAAAUUCUUUUGUGGAGCGGACCACGGGAAAACGAUACACAGAAUAUCCUGCUUGGGGAACCAUCUCAAACUUCUUUGCCGUCUUCACUGGCGUGUUUGUGUUGCUGGUCAUGAUUCUUGUCACAAAUCCCGCGUUCAAACGACAGGCGAACAAAGCUUCAUCUUAUAAAGAUGAAAAAGUAGAAACUCAAUUUUAAAUUGAUACUUAAAUCUUUGAAUUGAGCUUAAAGCCGCUUUCAUAAAAAAUGAUGAAACAGCCGGAAACACAUGAGUGUAUUUUU